AUGGCACCCAGAUCAACGUCGGGCUCUUCAAGAGCGUCCUCUGGCCCUCAAAUCAAGAUUGACACUGAGAAAUACUCCCCUUAUGACUAUGAUGAAGAAUACGGCUCCCAUUCAGAGUUUUCCUAUGCAACAUCGGCCUCGGAGUCCUCAGCAUCCAGACCGUUUCUCUCACAAUCAAAAUACAGGAGAAGGCCCGGAGUAAAGCUCUACAGAGUCCCCAAUUCUAUUAUGAGGUGGGUUUGUUUGGGCGUGUUUGCGGGGCUGGUACUCUUUGUCUUCACCUUGUUCAGAGUCACGCUGUCCCAGGCAAUAUUCAAGAUUCCAGCUCCUCCGCCGCCAAACAUAUUCAAACCACAGCCGCCUGAGUGGGAGAGCUUCCCGUUCUUACUGAGAUACUAUGGCGGACUUCGAACCUUAACACUAAAGAACGAGAGUGCCCCCGAAUACCCGGGCGAGAAAGAAGGACAGGAUAAUUCUACUGCCGAAGAGCCAGUUGACAUGGAUAGAGUCGUCAAAAGCACGCCCUUCAACCCUUAUCCGGAGUUCUCAUCCAAGAGUUACAUUGAAAAAUACGGCAGGAAAGUUGACUGCUUUAUGGAUCCUGAAAGAAUGGUCCCUGUCCCCCAAGUCCGUCGAUAUGACGGGCUCCCAAGAGGGUUCCCCGAUAGUGUCAUAGGCUCUAAUGAGUUAAUUGGACUUGAAACCAAUGCAUGCUAUGAUCGAUUUGGCAGGCUUGGACCUUACGGUCUCGGAUACGGAGUUAGAUCAGGCGGUACCGGAGCUGGAUUGGAAGGCGACAGGUCUGAAGUAGACCAUAUGUGGGAGAAUACUUCCCCAGUUGACUAUCGAAAGGUCAAAUGGGCCAAGGCGCAGAAGCAAUGUCAGCACGACAACCGUCAUCGAUUCUCCCUUCCCCCGGCUCCAAAGACAGAUAGAUUCCUCGGCAUGUCUGUAGGUGAGGAAACUCCAAGUGGCGCAGAGAGCGCCCAAAAUAGUGCGCCAAAAAACGCCACGGCUCCUACUACUACAAAACUGCCUCGAACCGCAGUCAUAAUUAGAACCUGGUCAGAGUUUAAGUAUGAUACGGAAACUAUCCUAUACCUACGCUCCUUAAUCACGGAGCUGUCGCUCUUUUCCGGUGGGGAGUUUGACGUUCAAUUCCUGAUCCAUGUCAAGGAUGACAACCUUCAGAUCUGGUCAGACGAGGACACUUAUAAUCGUGUUUUGCAGGAGUCACUACCGGAAGAGUUCCAGGGCAUGGGUACGCUCUGGUCUGAGAGACAGAUGGGCCUCAUCUAUGGCGGUCUUGAAGAGUCAUUUGCUCGAAACCUCCCUGUCCAUGGCGUAUAUCGCAGUACAUUUAUGCCUGUACAGUACUUUGCCCUUCAACAUCCUGAAUACGACUACUUCUGGAAUUGGGAGAUGGAUGCUCGCUACACGGGUCACUGGUACGAUCUGUUUAACAAAAUGCGUCUAUGGGCAAAAGAGCAGCCUAGGAAGGGGCUGUGGGAACGAAACAGCCGGUUCUAUGUCCCUUCUGUGCAUGGGUCAUGGGAAGAUUUCCGCCAUACCGUUAGGGUGCAAACUGAGCAUGGAACAGCUAGCCCUAAUAACAUGUUUAGCGCAGCAUCCAAGGAACGACCAAAUGGUCAUCGCCCAACUGAAAUGAAAGGGGACAGACCUAUCUGGGGCCCCGAACGACCACCAGCAGAAAAUGAUGUGCUAGAGCUAGAAGACGAUGGCAUCCCCCCAACUACUUACGAGAAGGACAAGUUCGAAUGGGGCGUCGGCGAGGAAGCUGACCUCAUUGUUCUCAACCCUCUUUAUGACCCUGAUGGUACCACAUGGCUACUCAAGGAUGAUGUUACGGGAUAUAACAAGAGCGAGGAAGCACCACCGCGACGAGCAGCCAUCAUAGCAGCUUCACGUCUCUCCCGCAAACUGCUACUUACAAUGCACAAAGAAACCAGCCUGAAACGACAUCACAUGUUUUCCGAAAUGUGGCCACCAACAGUUGCUCUUCACCAUGGCUACAAAGCCGUAUACGUGCCUCAUUCAGUGUACAUUGACCGGCGAUGGCCAACUGCCUACCUCGAGUCAGUCUUUAAUGCAGGCCGCAACGGCGCAACUGGUGGAGCCAGGACAUCCGUCUUCGGUAACCGUGAACAUAAUUUUAGAGGAACGACGUGGUAUUACUCUGCCGGCCACUCGGAGAAUCUCUGGCGACGAUGGCUAGGCUACCGAUCCAACAACGAUGGCGGUGAAGAAUACGAACUGGCUAAUGAAGGGAGGAUGUGUUUGCCGCCCAUGCUACUACAUCCUAUCAAGGAAGUUAAUAUGGUUAUCGAUAGUGCUGGGAGAUCAUGA
This is a messenger RNA of Trichophyton rubrum CBS 118892, 2367 nucleotides long. RefSeq lists its product as uncharacterized. NCBI's taxonomy places the organism in Eukaryota, Fungi, Ascomycota, Eurotiomycetes, Onygenales, Arthrodermataceae. The record is from RefSeq and is a predicted model, not a curated record. The transcript has a single exon. The coding region runs from base 1 to 2367 and encodes 788 amino acids.